This is a messenger RNA of Danio rerio (zebrafish), 3510 nucleotides long. Lineage: Eukaryota; Metazoa; Chordata; Actinopteri; Cypriniformes; Danionidae. The record is from RefSeq and is a predicted model, not a curated record.
ACCCCGAAUCAGCCUCCGCGUGAUGGCGGUAUGAGGCAGUCCCUGCGAGCGAGAGCGUGGGAGUUCCUGUCUUCGCCAUGUCGGGGUGGUGCUGCAACGCGCUGAGGAUACCCUGAACCGACCGAGCAGAAGUCUCCCAGCCCCCCUCCUACUGCUCCCUCCAUCCAUCCAUUCAUCCAUCUAUCUGUCUACCCAUCCGCCCCCACACGGCACCAGGCAGAGUCCAGCAUCUCUUCAGCAUCGCCGUUCGCCUGGAUCGACUGCGACAUAUCUUCUUUCCCCCUGACCGGCGGUGGACGGAGGAGAGACGCACCAAGUGAUGCGGCUUCUGCAGCCCGCGCAUCCCGCAGCACCGAAGACCGCACGCUCACCCGUCAGGAGUAAGCGCACUUUCCCCGUGAUCUGCAACAGCCCAUGAGAAUGUCCAGCGCAGACAUCAUGGGUUUAAACCCUACCGACCGCGUAAUCAAAUCGGUGCCGUUCCCACUGAGCCACAGGUUGAGCAUGCGAGAGGUGUUUGACUGUGAGGGCAAACCGCGUGUGGACCUGCUGAAGGCUCAUCUCACUAAAGAGGGCCGCGUUGAGGAGCCCGUCGCCCUACGCAUCGUCAAUGAAGGGGCCGCUAUCCUGCGCCAAGAGAAGACCAUGCUGGACAUCGAGGCUCCUGUCACAGUGUGUGGUGAUAUUCAUGGCCAGUUCUUUGACCUGAUGAAGUUAUUUGAGGUUGGCGGGUCUCCUGCGACAACAAGGUACCUGUUUCUAGGAGACUAUGUGGACCGAGGGUACUUCAGUAUUGAGUGUGUGCUUUACCUCUGGUCGCUGAAAAUCCUGUACCCAAAGACGCUGUUUCUGCUGCGGGGAAACCAUGAAUGUAGACAUUUGACUGAAUAUUUCACUUUCAAACAAGAAUGUAAAAUCAAAUACUCGGAGCAGGUGUACGAUGCAUGCAUGGAUGCGUUCGACUGUCUGCCUCUGGCCGCUCUGAUGAAUCAGCAGUUUCUGUGUGUUCAUGGUGGUCUGUCUCCCGAGAUCCACACGCUAGACGACAUCAAGAGGCUGGACAGGUUCAAGGAGCCUCCGGCGUUCGGCCCCAUGUGUGAUCUGCUGUGGUCAGACCCGCUGGAGGACUUUGGCAACGAAAAGAGCCAAGAUUAUUUCAGCCACAACACUGUCCGCGGAUGCUCCUACUUUUACAGUUAUCCUGCAGUGUGUGAGUUUUUACAGACCAACAACUUGCUGUCGGUCAUCAGAGCACAUGAGGCGCAGGACGCGGGUUACCGCAUGUACAGGAAGAGUCAGACUACAGGUUUCCCUUCUCUCAUCACCAUCUUCUCGGCUCCAAACUACUUGGACGUUUACAACAACAAAGCGGCUGUGCUUAAAUAUGAAAACAACGUAAUGAACAUCCGACAGUUCAACUGCUCGCCUCACCCGUACUGGCUUCCCAACUUCAUGGACGUCUUCACCUGGUCUCUUCCAUUUGUUGGAGAGAAAGUGACAGAGAUGUUGGUGAAUGUCCUCAGCAUCUGCUCUGACGAUGAGCUUAUGAACGACGGAGAUGAGAUCUUUGAUGCUAAUGCUGCGGCCGCCCGUAAAGAGGUCAUCAGAAACAAGAUCCGUGCCAUCGGCAAAAUGGCCAAAAUGUUCUCAGUCCUACGAGAGGAAAGUGAGAAUGUGUUGACCCUGAAAGGUCUGACCCCGACCGGGAUGCUACCAAGUGGCGUUCUGUCUGGAGGAAAACAGACCUUGCAGAGCGCUACCAUCGAGGCCAUUGAAGCUGUCGAGGAGGUUAAGGAUGGAGAAGCCAUCCGUGGCUUCUCUCCACAGCACAAGAUCACCAGUUUCGAGGAAGCGAAGGGUCUGGACCGCAUAAACGAGCGCAUGCCUCCUCGCCGGGACGUGGUCAACAGCGUGGGCCUGUCGAUGGGCAAGAUGAACAUGGCCGAAUCAAACGGCACGGAUGACAACAGCAAUAUCCAGUGAUCGAUUCCCUCCCCAUAUCCCUUCGCUCGCCCCAUUGCUCCUUCUCCAAAUCAUGCAUUUCUCCCCUCUAUCCCCUCAUUUUCACUGCUACCGUCUAUGUAGCAGAUGGAUUAUGUGAUAUAUUUUAGACCGAACUCCCUGCUUGACGUUCAGCGGCCUCAACAACACCCAAGAAGGCCACGCGGGAAGGAGAUCAUGCUCGACUUUUGCAUGACGGGACGUGUAGUUUUACGGAUAUGGGGCUAUGUACACGGAGAAGAGGGCAUUUCCUGUUCCUUUGUCAGAAGAGAUGUUUAUUUAUGCGUGUUUGCACUUCCGCGUGCGUGUCUGUGUGUGUGCGUGUGCGCGUAUGUGAUAUAUAAUUAUAUGACGAUAAGUAGGUUUUCACAAAUGCUUAUUUCGUUUAAUUUUUUGGUUCGUUUGUUUUUUGGCCUGCUGUGGAACGUGAAACACAAAGCUGACGCUCUAUUUAUUUAAAAAAAAAAAAAGCGUAAGAGAAGCGUAUGUUUGCAUUUGUUUGUGCGCGAGGAGCUUAUAAUCGUUACUUUUACACUUCUAUGUUUUGCUACUAGUAAUCACUACUAUAUCUACGGAAUAAUUAAUAACUACACGAAAUAACUUAACCCAGGAGAGAUUUGGAGUCGGCGCGAAGCCCCUCAUGCUGUGUGCUUGUUGUACGAAUCUAACGUUGUCAAUUCGUGACUCUACAGCGCCCCCUGUGGUGAUCCAAGAGAAGCGUUCAGUCAGCUGUAUGUGUGCGCAUGUGUGAAUGUGAGAGAAACAGUCAGGUGAUUUGAUCUGAGGGGUAGCGUCGGGCCGUGGUGGGUGGUUUCAAACAGGUACUUGUGCACUAGUAAGAACGGAUUUCCGGCUGCGCAUAAUUCAUGGGAGUUUAUUUUGUAUAUAAAUGGCGUAUAUUUUUAAGGAACGUUUUUGUUAUCGCUUAUUUUCACGUUCUUUUUAUUUUGUAUUAAAGCUAUUAAUUUAUUGUUUGUUCGUUUUAUUUUAUUUCGUUCGUUUACAUCGCUGUACAGUUAAUUAAGCUCCAAUGAGGUGUUUGUUUAUCGAUGUACAGAAGUUAUCCAGUAGUGUGAAGGAACAUAUAAUUCUGUGAAAAAGACAUCCGGGCUGCCUAAAGCAUGACUGCAUGGUUAUUUCAAAUGUAAAAAUACGAAUAUGGACACACCUUAACGUGUCUCACAUUUUUAAGGAGAAGUAUAUAUUCCGAUCAUUAUUCUAAACAAUAUUCUGGUUAUUUAUGAUUAUGAUUAUUCUUAUGAUUAUUAUUAAGAGUUCUGCUGGUUUAUUCCACACUUUGCCUCAUUCUCGUUUCGGUUGCUCAUUGUGCUUUACUUUAUGAAUAAUGGAAAAACGUUCAUGAGUUAUUUGUGAUUCUAUAUCUUGUAUUUUUCUCUGGAGCUUCAUUCUGAGCAUCAUGAUUUCCUGACCUACAGUACGGACAGUGUGAGCAUGCCCUAUGGGACAAAUCUCUUUUUUUACUCUUGAAUAAAAUAUGCAUGAACCUUU